AGAUGCUGCUAGAGCAUAACAUGAGCUAACGCUAGCCGAAGAUGGUCCCAGGUGUGGGCGGAGUGUCACGAGCGCGGUUAUUCACAUUUCUUCUACUGGCCCUGACGGAAGUGAUAGCACGCGCUCUAGGCAGCCCCGCUCCAAUUUCGAAUGUAGCCCUAAAUCAACAGCAGCAGCAACAGCAACAGGAUGAAGGUUCUAUGGUACCCAAGUACAGCUUUCAUUUCGCUCAUGCAGUGUACAACGUUUCCAUCCCGGAAAAUAGCGUCGGGAAAACGUAUGCCGUUCAACCACCGAACGAGGACCGGAUGGGCCUGUACGUAAGUCCAGAGCUUGACGUCAAGUACAAAAUCGUCAGCGGGGAUAAAGAUAAGUUUUUCAAAGCGGAAGAACGGCUGGUUGGGGAUUUCGCAUUCCUGGCUAUCCGAUUACGCACAAGCAAUGUGGUGCUGAACCGUGAAAAGGGCGACAGCUAUCGGUUGGAAGUUAAGGCCACUGCCACCAAGCGGGAGGGCAAGAGUCGGAUAUCCUUGGAGGCGGAUACCAUCAUCGACGUCAAGGUGCUAGACACGAACGAUCUCAGCCCCUUGUUCUACCCAACCGAAUAUUCCGUCACCAUCUCGGAGGAUACCCCCCUACACAAAAGCAUCCUCCGCGUGAUAGCCGAGGACGCCGAUCUAGGCUUAAAUGGCGAAAUCUACUACAGCAUCCUGGAUGAGACGGAACAGUUUGCGGUUCACCCAACGACCGGUGUCAUCACGCUCACCCGACCACUGCGAUUCACGGAUCGAUCCCUGCAUGAAUUGACCGUAACGGCCAAUGACCGCGGUAUUGGUUCAACCAGUCGAAGUCAAGCCAGCAAGGCACGGGUGAAAAUUAAAAUUCGACAGGUCAAUCUGUUUGCACCGGACAUCUAUGUGCAAGCGUUGCCGGACAUUCUGGAGAAUUCCAAUACAAACAUAUUCGGUAUUGUCCGGGUGGAGGACAAGGACAAGGGCAUCCACGGACAGAUCAAAAGUCUCGAUAUCGUGGACGGUGAUCCGGAUGGACAUUUUCGCAUCAAACCUACCGCACGGCCGGGUGAAUACGUCAUCGAGGUGCAUCGGCUGCUGGACCGUGAAACGGCCCCGGCAGGUUAUAAUUUAACGCUCAGGGCAAUGGACCGAGGGAUUCCUUCGAGGCAAAGUUACAAAGUGAUUCCAGUUCAUUUGGCCGACAUAAACGACAAUGCACCGGUGUUCAAUCGGGAAAUCUACGAAGUGUCUGUACCGGAAACGUCACCUCCCAACACUCCUGUUAUAAGACUGAAAGUAACCGAUAGAGACGAGGGCAAAAAUGCUCAAGUAUUUCUGGAGAUUGUGGGAGGCAACGAGGGUGGUGAGUUUCGGGUGAAUCCGGAGACCGGUAUGUUGUACACAGCAGUUCCCUUGGAUGCCGAGCAGAAAGCUUUCUACACUCUGACUGUUUCGGCGAUCGAUCAAGGGAAUACAGGGACGAGGAAACAGUCCUCGGCGAAGGUGAAAAUCAACGUACAAGAUACCAAUGAUAAUGAUCCAAUCUUUGAAACGAAUAACAUGACAAUAUGGGUAGACGAAAACGAGCCAGCUGGGACGACGGUUACGAAGGUGACAGCCCGGGAUAAGGAUCUUGGCGAGAAUGCAUACAUAUCGUACAGUAUAGCGAACUUAAACGAUGUCCCGUUCGACAUCGAUCAUUUCUCUGGAGUUGUGAGAACGUCCAAGCUGUUGGACUUCGAAAGCAUGCGGCGGGAGUAUGUUCUGCGAGUGCGGGCUUCAGAUUGGGGCCUUCCCUAUCGACGACAAACCGAAAUGCAGCUGGUCAUCAAGCUGCGUGACGUUAAUGACAAUCGACCACAGUUCGAACGGAUCGACUGUGUUGGACGGAUACCGAGGUACACCCCGAUCGGUACGGAGAUUUUCAACCUUUCGGCACUGGAUUUUGACAAUGGCACUGUAAUUACGUACCGAAUGGUUGGCGGUAACGAGGACGGUUGUUUUAAUCUUGAUUUGGGAACUGGUGUCAUUACGAUCGGUUGUGAUUUGAACGAUAUUGGUGUUGAAUUCCGAGAAGUGAAUGUAACGGCAACGGAUGGUACGCACUAUUCGGAUACCGUGAGGAUUCAGAUAAGUCUUGCGCGGAACAAGCGAAAUUUGGGUGGAAAUUUGAAAGCCGAGGAUGGUGCUUCAUUCGAGUGCCGGGAGACAGGAGUUCGGCAAAGGCGUGUCGAUAUCCAAGCAUCUGCGGAAAGAAAUAACAUGCCCGGGAAAGACGUGAGCAAUGGUGAUGACUUUGCCAUGAUGCCAAGCAGAUACGGGGAGAACGUUCACGCACCAGAGUUUAUAGAUCUUCCGUUGGAAGUGAAGGUUAACGAAUCGAUACCGCUGGGAACGACUAUUACCUGGAUCAAGGCAAGAGAUCGAGAUCUUGGCUACAAUGGAAAGCUAGUGUUUGGCAUAUCCGGAGGAGAUGAUGACUCAGUCUUCCGAUUGGAUCCGGAUAACGGAGAGCUCAAGAUCAUAGGGUACCUUGACCGGGAACGUCGUGAUGAAUACUUACUGAACAUAACAGUGUACGACUUGGGUAAACCUCAAAAAUCCGUGUCAAAAGUGCUUCCCAUAACCGUGCUGGAUGAGAACGACAAUUUUCCGAAAUUUGAGAAAUCCCUUGCAAGUUUUCGGGUGACUGAAAACGCACUGAACGGAACGAUUAUCUUCCGAGUGAACGCCACGGAUGCCGAUUUGGGUGUUAACGCGAAGGUCACAUACAGUAUGAUCACAGAUACUCGGGACUUUCUGGUUGAUCCCGAAACGGGAGUCCUUUCAGUUGUGGCUCCACUGGAUCGAGAACGUCAGGAAUUAUAUGAACUGCGAAUUCGAGCAACGGAUGGUGGAGGUAAUCAGAACACACCCGCUCUGUAUUCCGAAGCAUUGGUGCGGGUUACGGUAGACGAUAUCAAUGAUAACGUUCCGGAGUUUAGUGUUCAAGAUCUGAAUGUUCGUAUUCGUGAGGAUGUUCCGAAGGGAACCGUCGUGAUGGUGGUGUCCGCUAUCGAUCUGGAUAGCGGUCCGAGUAGUGAAAUCAUGUACAGUUUCGGUGAAAACGGAGAUGGAGAAGGUUCUUUCAAAAUCGAUAAACUCUCCGGUACGAUUCGAACGGCGAAGCUGCUGGACUUUGAAGAACGACAGAUUCAUAGUUUGGUAGUGAAAGCGAUUGACCGGGGCACACCGUCUCUUUCGUCGGAAACGUCAGUGAUAGUGGAAAUAAUAGAUGUAAACGAAAACCGGUACGCUCCUCAGUUCGAAGACUUUGUCCUAACGGGUACGAUUACGGAGAACAAGCCUCCGGGGGCGCAUGUGAUGCAGGUGAUUGCCAAGGACCACGACCCGCCUGGCCCCGAUUCCAGAGUGAGCUAUUCUAUCAAAGGUGGUGACGGUCUAGGGAUAUUCGCCAUCGAUAACGAAGGUGUCCUCCGGACUUUGGCAUCGCUCGAUCUGGAAUCCAAACCCAACUACUGGCUAACGGUUUGCGCCCAGGACCAGGCGGUGGUCCCACUGCAUUCGUGUGUUCAGGUCUUCAUCCAAGUUCAGAACGAGAACGACAACGUGCCCCUAACGGAGGAAGCCGUCUACUAUCCCUCCGUACUGGAAAGCAGCCCCAACGGUGUGAAAGUUCUUCAACUGAUUGCUGACGAUCGCGACAUUGAUCCACUGCAGCAGAUUUCCUACCGCAUCACGUCGGGCAACCCGGAAGGCUUCUUUGCAAUCAACAGCACUAGCGGUUUAAUUACCACUACUGCCAGGAAGCUUGAUAGGGAAAACCAGUCCGAGCAUAUCCUUGAGGUCCUGGUGAUGGAUAAUGGCGCCCCGCAGCUUUCUUCCACCACCCGAGUCGUCGUACAGGUUGAGGAUGUAAACGAUCACGCGCCCGAAUUCGAUCAGAAACUGUACAAAGUUCAGAUUCCGGCCAAUGCCAAAGUAGACCAGGCACUGUUUCAGAACGAUUACGCAAGUGGAUACGACCACUCCGAAACGGAACCGGUGGAAGUCGACUUCAGCCUGAUGCAAUCCGAUCCGGACGCCGGACUCGAAGAGGCUACGUGGGAAAGCUAUCCGGAGAAAGAUUUCCGCGGACUGCAAAUGGUUCUCAGGGUAUUGGCCACCGAUCAGGACAUAGGCGAAAACGGCCGGGUAACCUAUUCCAUCAAAGCCGGACGCGGGAAGGCGAAAAAAUUCCGCAUCGACCCGGACACUGGUAUCAUCUAUGCGGCCAAAACGUUUGAAGUGGACUCCGAGUAUGAUUUGCUGGUCAGAGCUGAAGAUAACGGUGUACUGAAAAAGUCCCAGCAGGCUCGCGUCAGCAUCGCUGUCGUCGAGGUGCCAGGGAAAUCGGAAAACCCCCCGGUGCUCAAAACCAUCGACCAGCACGUUGAGGUGACAGAAAGUGACACCCCUGGCUUCCUGGUGGCACUAAUCCAAGCCAUCGACUACGAUGGCGAACAACUGUGGUACGACAUCGUUGGUGGGGACGAGCGGAAUGAAUUUUACAUCGGACGAGACAAUGGCAAUGUUUUGCUGGCCAAAUAUUUGGACUGGGAAACUCAGAAGGAGUACAAUCUAACGAUAAGCAUCUCCGACGGGGUGCACGUUAUUUACACGCAACUGUACGUUUCGGUAAUUGAUAUAAAUGAUCACCGACCGGAGUUUACGGAAUCGCUGUACCGGGUGGACAUCUCGGAGAGCAUCGAGGAAGGCACCGAGGUGCUACAACUGCACGCAACCGAUGCUGACGAGGAUAAAAAGUUGUUUUACAGCUUACAUGCGGCACGUGAUCCGGUUUCACUUAAACUUUUCCGCGUCGACUCGGUUAGUGGGAGUAUUAUUAUGGCACAUAAAUUGGACCGCGAGGCACUGGCGGAGCACGUGUUGAUUGUGAUUGUAAAAGAUCAGGGAACCCCAGCCAAACGAAAUUACGCGAAGGUUAUUAUUACGGUGCAUGACCACAAUGACCACGCUCCGGAGUUUACCAGCAAAAUUGUACAAGGAAGGGUAUAUGAGACUGCUACCGUUGGAACCAAGGUCGUUCAGGUUUACGCAAUCGACCGAGACAUUGGAGACAACGCUAGAAUUACCUAUUCGAUAGUGAGUGGAAACAUUGGAAACGUUUUCAACAUCGAUUCCAACAUGGGUGUCAUAAGCGUUGUCAAAGACUUGGACAUAAGUGCACUCUCCGAGUACAUGCUGCAGGUUAAGGCCUCCGAUAGUGGAAAACCGUCACUUUCAUCUCAGAUUCCGGUUCACGUGAUGAUUAACAUGGCAGACAAUGCUCCUCCGAGGUUCAUAUCCGUCGAUCCAGCUGCUGAAAUCUAUGAGAACCAGCCUAUCGGGACAUUUGUCAUCCAUAUAGAAGCACGGAGCACUUCUUCGUUGCAGUUUGAGAUAAUCGAAGGAAACGUCAACGAUAUGUUCUUCAUCAAUCCCUCAACCGGGGUCAUCACCACCAAAGACAUCCUGGACUACGAGAGCCACAAAUUCUACAAUCUAACAAUCCGAGCAACGAACAUGGCCUCCGCUUCGGCAACGUGCGCAGUGAUCAUCAACGUACUGGACAAGAACGACAACACGCCAUACUUCGAGCAGGAAGUCUACAAAGGUGAAGUCUCGGAAGCGGCACCAGUCGGAUCGCUAGUGCUGACGUUGAGUGACAAUCCAACGAAAGCCAGUCAAUCGCUGGUGAAUGCAUCACUACCGCUGGUAAUUAAAGCUAAGGAUGCGGAUUCCGGACUUAACUCCUUGCUGCAUUACGACAUACUGGAGAUGAUGCCGCGGCGUUACUUCCACAUCGACUCUAGCACUGGAGCCAUCAAGACGAUUAUGCACCUGGAUCACGAAAAGAUUCCUUUCUUCAGUUUUCAUGUUAAGGUAACUGAUCUCGGCAAGCCUCGUCUCACGUCGGAAACUACCGCCGAGGUGCGCAUCACGGUCAACGACGUCAACGAUUGCGCUCCGGCCUUCACCCAGAAGGAGUACAACGUUACGCUUCUGCUUCCCACCUAUGAAAACGUAGCCGUCAUACAGGUCAACGCAACCGAUCAGGACAGCUCGGAGAACUCCACUUUGCGGUACGAUUUGAUCGAAGGCAAUCGCGAUGGGGUGUUUAUGAUCGAUGCUGCCACUGGAGUAAUUACCACCAGGGAUGUGGAGAGUAUUGGAUCGUUCUACAAGCUAGGAGUUCGCGUAUCGGAUGGAAAGUUUUCCAAAGUGGCUUACGUAAGCAUUAGUGUUGAAACAUCCGACAAUUCCGGCUUGAUCUUCCAAAAAACGAUCUACGAAGGUUCAAUACUGGAGAAUAGUACAAAAAUAACAACUGUUACGGUUGUAAAUGUAAUUGGAUCGAACCUAAAUGAGCACAUUGAGUUCAAUAUCUUGAAUCCAACUGAUCUGUUCAAAAUUGGUUUGACAUCCGGGGCGAUUCAGACGACUGGGAAAAAAUUCGAUCGAGAAGUGCGUGAUAAUUAUGAACUGAUUGUUGAAGCACGCUCGCAUUUGCCGGAUAGAGAGAAACCACGAGUGGCACAUGUGAUUGUGAAUGUUACAAUUUUGGAUAUCAACGACAAUUGUCCAAUGUUUGUGAAUCUACCGUACUACGUGGUUGUAUCAGUAGAUGACCCACGCGGUUCAGUAAUUACGAAAGUGCACGCUCUCGACUUGGACAGCUAUGAGAACGGUGAAGUUCGUUAUGAGAUGAAACGAGGGCACGGUGAACUGUUCAAAGUAGAUCGCAAGACCGGUGAAGUGACGCUGAAGCAGACUCUCGAGGGACACAACCGGGACUACGAACUGCUGAUAUCCGCAUACGAUGGUGGCAUUACGCCAUGCUCAACGGAUGUCACAGUACAUGUAAAGGUGAUUGACAAAUCGAUGCCGGUGUUCAGCAAGCAGUUCUACUCGGACACGGUGGCGGAAAACAUCGAACUACAUUCACCGCUCUCGGUAGCAAUUCAGGCGGAAAGUCCGCUGGGUCGGAAGCUGAUCUACAGCAUCGUGAAGGGUAACGAGAUGGAGGAGUUUGCCGUUGAUUUCAACACAGCGCCAGACAGUACAAACGGUCCAUGUGCGAUCUACGUGGUAGACGAGCUGGACUACGAGCAGAAGCAAAGUUAUGAACUUUUAAUUAGAGCAACGGACAGCGUUUCCGGCGUGUCGGCGGAAGUGCCGGUAUCGGUGUUGGUGCAGGACGUCAACGACUGUCCACCGGAGAUCGAGCAGGAUAGCUACAACAUCACCGUUUCCGAGCGGGCCCAGUUCGGUACGGCAAUACUGAAGGUGCAGGCCAAGGAUAAUGAUACCGGUAUCAAUCAAGUCAUAACCUACGCACUGCAGACAGAUUCCAAGAACACCUCCGAGUAUUUCCACAUGGAUCCAACAGAUGGUGCAAUCUACCUGAAGAAAUCAUUGGAUCAUGAAACGCUGAGCCAUCACCAUUUCACGGUUAUAGCAAGUGACAAAGGAGUCCCCAGUCUAAGUUCUACGGCCCACGUGUGGGUUUCAGUCAUGGACAUGAACGACAAUCCGCCGAAAUUUGAACAACCGUCCUAUACUUGCGUUCUAUCCGAACACGCCACUCGAGGCCAAUUCGUAACGGUGGUGUCUGCCUCCGACCCGGACUACAUUGACCACGACCGUUUAACAUACACCAUAUCGCAAGGGAACGAGCUGCAAACCUACGACAUCAACCCGGUCAGUGGGAUUAUCACUCUGGUCAACAUGCAAAACUUUGCCGAAAAGCACGUCACCAUCUUGAACGUUUCCGUAACGGAUGGAGUGUAUACCAGUUUCACCCGGGUUAAGAUAUCGAUCCUUCCGGCAAACCUGCACAACCCCACCUUCGAGCACAUGUUCUACGAUGUCAAGGUGAACGAGAAUCAACUAGCUGGCCGAUUGGUGACAACGGUCAAAGCACUGGACAAGGACUUUGGAGAAUACGGGCGACUGUCGUACUACAUCAUUUCGGACGAAAUACAGGAAUACUUCUCCAUAGAUAAAGAGAAGGGUGAAAUCGUGACCAAGAAGAAGCUGGAUCGUGAAGAAAAGAAACUCUACGAGAUACCGAUUAUGGCCGUAGAUUCUGGUGGCCGUGCGGGUUUUACCACAGUUAGGGUAAACAUUGGCGAUGAAAAUGACAAUGCUCCCGUGUUCCUUCUUCGCGAGUACAAGGCGUUGAUACAAGGAAACUUAACUAUCAAUACGACGUUCUUCCGAGUCAAGGCGAUAGAUACUGAUGACAAUCAGAACGCAGUGGUUAAGUAUUCGAUCUUUGAUUCGCAAAAUAGCGGAAUCAAAGAACUGUUCGGAAUCGAUGAGAAUACUGGAGGAAUCUAUCUCAGGAAAAGUGCUAUGCAAUGGGAAAACCAGCUCUUCCAAUUCUUCAUCCGUGCCAAUGACUGCGGUGUUCCAUCUCUGUACUCUGAUGUACCUAUUGACAUCUACAUCAUGAGUUCAGCGGACAAUCCUCCAGUAUUCGAGAAGAAGGAAAAACUACUUUUCCUUUCCGAAAGCUCACUUCCGGGAACGGUUAUCACUAGAUUGAAGCUGUCCGGAAACGUAACGGCCAAGUAUCGUAUUCUUUCGGAUGAACUCGAAGAGCCACAGUUCUCGAUCAAUAAUGUUGGCGAACUGAGGCUAGCUAAAACACUGGACAGGGAGAUAAAUGACAUUCAUCUGAUAGCCAUCCUUGCUGAAACUGAUUCCAGUCCUCCUCUGACGGCAGUCACCGAUGUCAAUCUCCACGUACAAGAUGAAAACGACAAUACACCAAUGUUCGAAAGCAACCCAUACUCGUUUGCUUUGGCAGAAAACAUCGAGAAAGGAAGCUCGAUCAUGAAGCUUACUGCACGAGACUCGGACAGUGGCUCCAACGGAGACAUACGAUAUUCUCUCUCCGCGGAUGUUGGUGACAUUGUCAAUAUAUUUGACAUCGAUGCCUACACCGGAUGGAUCACCACUCUCGUUCCUCUGAACAAGGAGAAAAGAGAAGAUUACAAAUUCCAAGUUCUCGCCACCGAUAAUGGCCAACCGAAACAUUCCACUCGUACAACGGUCAUUAUUCGACUAAAGGACUACAAUGACUGCCCUCCAACAUUCAAAGAAUCUCACUACAAAGCUAGUGUUAUCGAAGAUGCACUGCCCGGUACUGUCGUACUGCAAAUUGCUACUACGGACAAGGACGUAGAUUUGAAAACCCCUAUCGAAUACUACAUAAUUUCGGGUGAUCCUCUAUCUCAGUUCCAAAUCAAAAACAGUGGAGAAGUCUUUGUCGUAAAAGCCCUGGAUCGCGAAAGCAUAUCACAGUAUGAACUGGGCGUCAUCGUCACCGAUGGAAAGUACACAUCGACAACAAACAUAUCAGUCUCCGUGCUCGAUGCCAACGAUAAUCCUCCAUAUUGUUUGAAGUACCGAUAUCGAAAUCAGCUUAGCGAAGGAGUUCCCCUUGGAACAUUCGUCCUGCAAAUCCAAGCGAACGACAUCGAUGAACCAGCAAACAGUCGAUUACGGUUCUAUCUCACCGGUAAUGGUGCUGAAGAGUUCAACCUCGAUAAGGAUUCAGGUCAACUGAAAACCGCUAGACAAUUGGAUCGUGAAACGCAAUCAAAGUUCCACCUCGUCGCUCACGUCCAAGAUCGCGAUCACCCCGGAUGGGAGUGUUCUUCACAAAUAGAAAUUUCAAUCACCGACUUGAAUGAUAAUCCACCAGAUUUUUCGAUGAACCCGUAUAGUGUCACUCUUCCCGAAGAUGCUGAAGUAGGAACUCUAGUUACCAAGAUCCAUGCCACAGACGCUGACAUUGGCAUCAAUCGAAAGAUCAAGUAUUCGUUCAUUGAUUCCUAUCGGGAUCAUUUCAAGAUAGCUCCAGAUAGCGGAAUUGUUACCUUGGCCAAACCUCUAGAUCGAGAAAUUAAAGCUGUCUACAAUUUGACGGUUCGUGCUACGGACCAAGGAAAUCCUCCUCUGUCCAAUUCGGCCUUCCUGGUCGUAAACGUUCAGGACAUCAACGACAAUCCUCCAGAGUUUACUUCUAAACACUACUUCGCUUCGGUACAAGAAGAUAGCUCCAUCGGUUCGGACGUCCUCAGAGUGCUAGCAACCUCGAAGGAUACUGGAAUCAACGCGGAAAUCACAUACUCAAUCAUCGGAGGCAACGAACAUCGCAAGUUUUCCAUGCACAACAAAACUGGUAUUCUAUUUUUGGCUGAUACUGUUGAUUACGAGCGGGCCAAAGACUACUUCCUGACCAUACAGGCGGUAGAUGGUGGAACUCCUCCACUAAGCAAUUUGGCAACGGUUAAUAUCUCCGUAGCAGACUGUAAUGACAAUCCGCCACAAUUCACUGCCAACUCGUACACGGCUACAAUACGCGAAGAUGCCCAGAAGGGAGACAAGAUGUUACAGAUACGGGCAAAUGACAUGGAUUCGGGAGAGAACAGUCGUGUCAGUUAUCGAAUCGAGCGAGGUGAUCGAAUGGGUCAGUUCUCCAUAGAGGAAGAUACCGGUUACAUAUCCGUGGCGGGAACUCUGGAUCGGGAAUCCAUUUCCAGCUACGUGCUGGAAGUUCAAGCAAGAGAUCAUGGAAGCCCGCCGUUGAGUACUUAUGUUCUUGUAAACAUUGAAAUAUCCGACGCCAAUGACAAUCCUCCAGUAUUCACGAAUCAGAACUACACGGCAGUUGUCCAAGAAGACAAACAAAUUGGCUACACGCUGCUUAAGUUCGAGGUUACUGAUGCUGACACUGCUCCAAAUGCCGCCCCGUACACGUUCGAUUUCCGUUCUGGCAACGAUGGUGGUGCUUUUCGUAUUGAACAGGAUGGCAUUCUGCGAACGGCAUCUCGCUUCAAUAGUAAAAUAAAGGAUUCGUAUCUACUGCAGGUCCGCGUAUUCGAUAAUGGAUCACCUCCACUGUACUCGGACACUUGGGUUUCAAUCAAAAUAAUAGAGGAAUCUCAGUACCCUCCUGUCAUUACUCCGCUGGAUGUCUCAAUCAAUUCCUUCCAUGAUGAAUACCCAGGUGGAGUAAUAGGAAAAGUAUUCGCUACCGACCAAGACCAGUACGAUACACUUACCUUCGCCUUAGCUAUCACCGCUGGAGUCCUGUACUCUCCAAUGAACCUUUUCAACAUAUCCCGUAACGAUGGAGUACUGUACGCAUUCCCUCGACUGGAUGUAGGAGACUACCGAGUUAACGUUACAGUAUCUGAUGGCAAGUUUGCUUCGUAUACGAUUGUGAAGAUUGCCGUCGAACUAAUUACGGACGAGAUGCUAACAAACUCGAUUGUGAUUCGCUUCACGAAAGUAAGUCCAGAGUCCUUUAUCUUAAGUCACCGAAAAGGCUUUAUUCGCUCGGUGCGGAACUCGAUGGGUUGUAAGAUCAAAGAUAUCAUUAUCAUCUCCGUGCAGAAAUCAAACGAUGAUAUCAAUCUCAUUCACCAUCGCUUAAAGCGCGAAUCUGGCCUUCAAAACGUUACUCAGCAAUUCGAAAGAACUCGCAACCGACGUGGAACCAUGCUGGAUUUGGAUGUGAUGUUCACCGUACGGAAAGGACAAAUGGGAUACUACUCAGCUUACGAGAUUCGCAAAGCAAUUGAUGAUAAUCUGGAAGAGAUCGAAGAUGCCACCAAGCUACAAAUAGACGAAGUUGUCAAAUCGAAAUGUCUGCCAAACUUCUGUAUUCACGGCGAAUGUGAAGACAAAUUGGUGCUGGACCCUAAGAUAGUCAACCCAAUUUCGACGGACGUAACGAGCUUCGUAUCGGCUCGUCACAUUCACAAGAUGGAAUGCAGUUGCAAGGAAGGCUACGGUGGUGACAAGUGCCAACAUGCAGUGAAUGAGUGCUCCAAAUCACCUUGUCAGAAUUACAAAAACUGUGUUCCGGAUUCAUCCGACCAAGGCUAUCACUGCAUUUGUCCGGAAGGUUUCGCUGGACCAAAGUGCGAUCGAGACAUCAGUAAGUGCAAUGAUGAAACAUGUUACACACCGCGGAAUCCUGUGUCGUUUAGUGGAAAGAGCUACGCUCAAUACAGGGUGGAAAAAGAAAUUGCCAGAAAGAAUCUGGAGGAUCAACUGAUACUAAGUUUACGAAUAAGAACGGUGCAACCGACAGGAAAUAUCAUGUACUCGGCGGGUAAGGUGGACUACAAUAUACUGGAGAUUGUAAACGGGGUGGUUCAGUACCGUUUCGAUUUGGGCUCCGGAGAAGGAAUGGUCAGUGUGACUAGCAUCUUUGUAUCGGAUGGUCUAUGGCACGAGGUACGCUUAGAACGGGACGGGAACAGUGCCCGGGUGAUUGUGGAUAAUAAACACGUGGCAAAUGGAAAUGCUCCAGGUGUAAAUGGUGUGCUGAAUCUACAGUCGGACGAUAUCUUCUUUGGAGCGGAAGUGAAGCAACAUCCAACGGUGCUGGGAUUCGAGGACAUUCAGCGUGGUUAUACGGGAUGCAUGGAUGAAAUCAAGUUAUCGAAGGUUCCGGUUCCUUUGCACAUGAAUGGUGCAAGUUCGGUCGCCAGUCUUCGUCGAUUCGCUAACGUAGAAUUCAGCUGUGAUGCUUCAUCUAUCUUGGUGCCACUGGGAGUUUGUGGAACGCAACCUUGCUGGAAUGGCGGAACAUGUACCGAUAUUGGAGCGGGUAACUUUGAAUGUUUGUGUCACUCGAGAUUCUCUGGAAAAUUCUGCAAAGAAGAUCAAGAUCCAUGCGCUUCAUCGCCGUGUUUGUUUGGUGGAAAGUGCACCAAGGCAGGACUCGGUAACUACACCUGUGAUUGUCCGGCUAGAAUGUCCGGUAAACGGUGUGAUUAUGGCCGGUUCUGUACGCCAAAUCCAUGCAGAAAUGGUGGCGUUUGUGAAGAAGGCGAUGAUGGACCGUUAUGCAUGUGUAGAGGAUAUACUGGAUUAACGUGUGAAAUCGACAUUGAUGAAUGUGAGAAGCAACCUUGUAAUAAUGGAGCUACAUGUAUCAAUGAAGCUGGCAGCUUCCGUUGCGUUUGUCCACCUGAAAUGACUGGUACGAGUUGUGGGGAUCCUAUGUAUUCGUUCCCACUGCGGAUUCCCUUCAAUCAGGUUACCCAAGAGCAGUGGAUUAUUGUCGGUUUCAGUAUAGCCGUUAUCGUGAUUCUAGUGAUAGUGAUAUGGGGAGUUGUGUGCGCCUGCCGAAAGAAAAGACGAACUCAUCGACACGAAAAAAUUAACAACGAUCCCAAGGCAAUGGUAUUGAAUCCUGUGUCUGACAAUUCGCAAUACAAAAGAUCAUCUAAAAUGAGCAAUCUGGAAAUCAUCCAGAGGGAUAUGCAACAAAGGCCUGUAUCGUACACUCCCAGUAGUAACAACGACCACGCCUACACGUGCAACGCCAUGCUGCAAUACAAUAAUCUAGACACACUGAGGAGCUACGGUUCGGCUGGCGAUGAGCUGGAAAAUGUGCCACCAGAAUAUCGGAAAGCGUCGUGCCGGCCGAAUCAACAGAUGGUUAACAUUAACAGUGGCCACCCCUCCAGCGAUACGGAAUCUCUGCACAAACAAAAGUGGGCCGAUCAGAUGCACAUGCAAACCUUCACCGAUAACAAAAUCAACAACGAUCUGAAGCGAAUAAGUCCGAUAACGUCACUGGAUUCCCACCGAUCCGUUUCGCUGAAGCAACAGCAAACGGGCAUUCUGCCGGGCCGAUUGCUCAACAUGCCACACUCGCCGACCCAUCUGCAACCACCGCACAGUUUCGAGGAAUCACCGGGUCUGUCGCAGGGCGCCUACCACUGGGACUGCUCCGACUGGGUUGUACGGGGGCACCAUCCGCUGCCAAACAUCACCGAAGUCCCGGGCAGCGAGGUGCCCGACUCGUCGAGCUUCCACAGCAACGAGAGCAACGAGUCGCACCCUAAGAACAACCUGCUACCUCCAAUCCUUGGACCAGUGGACCCAGCACGCGACAUCGAAACACUGAACGAGGACAACGAGUCCGAGUUUGUGGAUGACUCCGAGUGUGACCAGAGCGAGCAGCCGCUAUCGUUGGGCUUCGAGCAAAACACUUCCAUUCCAUGUCUGAAUCCUCUCGAUAGCGGCAGUGAGGACUACAGAUUCAAUACAGCUGAUAGUUAUCUUCGACACCCGAACAGCUACUUACCCAAGUACAACAUCCAGAGUGAAACGGAAGGUGAGAGCGCACCGCUGACCGGUGUGGGUAGCCGCAAGCCACUGAACGGACUGGAAAUCGGUCCCCAUCAGCUGGUAGACUCCGACGACGAGGACAUCCAAGCGUACGGAUUCCCGCAGAAACGGCGCAACCGACGGGAACCGAGUGACAUCGAUCUAGUUCUUCACAGUGGCGGAGAAGGAAGCUCCCUACUUAGCCAUCCCCGAAAUCUGAAUAGCUCCAAUCAUUCGAAUAGCGACCUAUCGACGCACUUGUGCGAAAUCGACGAUUCCGAGUACGAGCAGGAGCAGCUGCAGCGGCCGAUGCAGCAACCGCAGCAACAUCAGUCCACCUCGUCCCUCUCAUCCGGUGGGCCAUCCCGGCCCAAGCAAAACAAGGUCAAAUGGGCCAACAUAGUGCAGCAAACGGAGGUCUGACAGCAGCUCGACGGCAGCGACCAUUUAGUGCUAAACGCCAAGACUAACUCUAGCAUUAGUUCACUUUUGAUACUUUUUUCUAGGUUAACUUAUUUUAUUUAUUUUAACGUGAACCUUUCGUAAUAGCUACUUUGUGUCGUAGAAAAUUUAUACUACUUUUGUGUUACGGUAGAUCAUAUGCUGCUCCUAGUUUCGCCAUUAAGGUCUGUUUGUGUGAACGAAAAUCAAAAUUUUAAUGAGUGAUCUCUCGAUUUUUCGCUGCAACAUCAUUCUUACUUCAGUUUAAUGCAAAUUGACAAGAUUUUCAACAGAUGUAAAAUCACUGUUGAAAUAAGAAGAUCGAAGGAAACAUUAUUAUAUAAGUAGAAUAAUAAAUUUACACAACACAAAUUUGUAAAAAGAAAAGAUAGCAAAUCACUAGGAGACACACUUAAGUCGAUCAUAGCUCGAAUCAUUCAAACACGAAAAUAAAUGAGAACAAUUUUGAGAUUAACAAAUCGCAAACCGAUUCACACACACACAACUCAUAUUAUCAAUUACGGAGAAAAAAAAUGUGUAAGAUAGUAUUUGUCUAGAAAAAAGAAAGUUGAUUCGAAAUGCAGCUAGCAAAACAACAAAAUUCGUAAAACUCACACAACAUUGUAAAACAAUAAAAUUUGAAGAACACUAGGUCUAAUGUUUUCUUUGACACUUGAAAAGUCUAUAGGAUAUAAGAUUUUUUAUUGCGCAGGUACACUGUUCGGAAGAGAAUACAAUCAAUGACUGAAACAAAA
This is a messenger RNA of Ochlerotatus camptorhynchus, 15400 nucleotides long. RefSeq names its product kugelei (gene kug). The transcript is spliced from 19 exons. The record is from RefSeq and is a predicted model, not a curated record. The coding region runs from base 42 to 14627 and encodes 4861 amino acids. Gene Ontology annotation, biological process: homophilic cell-cell adhesion. Gene Ontology annotation, molecular function: cadherin binding; calcium ion binding. NCBI's taxonomy places the organism in Eukaryota, Metazoa, Arthropoda, Insecta, Diptera, Culicidae. Gene Ontology annotation, cellular component: plasma membrane; catenin complex; cell-cell junction.